AAAUAAAAUUAAACAAACGCUCUAUUUGUACUUUCGGUUAUUAUUAUUUUUGAUGCAAAUCUAUCGUUUAUAUAAAAAAAAAAACCUCUUAAAGGUAAUAUUUGCAGGCGCACGUCCAUAGUUGACAAUAUUUGUCGCCAACAUCAACUACGAUCGCUAGAACGAUAACUUAGCUUUCGCAAUGGGUAGCACGGACUAUGUGGCAAUAAAAGACCUGAAACCAGGCAUGAAAAACAUCAACGCAGUCUUCAUAGUUCUUGAAGUCGGCGGACCGACUUUAACCAAAGAGGCUAGAGAGGUCAGGACGCUAAGGGUAGCGGACGCAGGCGCCGCAGUUAACCUAUCCGUGUGGGACGAGCCGGGUGCCCUACUUAUGCCUGGAGACAUCGUUCGGCUCACGAGAGGCUACGCCGCCUUGUGGAGAGGCGCUUUGACUCUGUAUGCUGGUAAAUCAGGAGAUAUACAGAAAGUAGGCGAAUUCUGUAUGUUAUUUAAUGAACAAGUGAACAUGAGUGAGCCACAACCUACGCCCCCUCCACCGCCCAUGUCAACCACCCCUCCCGCUGCUGCUCCGGCCCAGCGCGCGACUCCACCAGCCGUCAACAACAACAGCAACAACAAACCGUUUCAAUCAGACAACAAAAUGGGAGGACACAAAACUUAUGUUAGAGGACGGGGACAUCAGAGAAAUAACAACCGCAGGUAGCGCUCCAGUGAUGUUCAGGACUUUAUUCGUAAAAAUAUUUUGCGAUAAUGCUGUUUAUAUUUUAUUUAUAUUGGUGUGUAUAAUUAUGUUGGUAGUUAGCACAAAAAUGAUUGGUUUUAAUAUGAAAACAAGUAACAGUCAAAAUAUUUUUUUUGUGACACACACUUUUAUUGCUGACUGUACUUCUUCUCAUUUGCAUGUCUAUCGAGUACUUCUUAAGACCUUUCUAUUGAGCCUAAACUUGAUGUGUUUGUGUUUUUCCAUCGAGGAGUUCCUUUGGCUAUCUGCAUCAUCAGAACACCUCCAUGUUAGCAUAUUAUUACAUUGUCACCGGAAUUACGAUAGUACUCCAAAUUUCAACUGAAUCAGAUACCGGGAAGUGGUUCAAAUUUUAGGUUCAAGAUUUGAAGAACUAUAUAUAUACAUACAAAGGUAUAUAUGCAGUGAAGCUAAAUAAAAGUGUGUAAAAAACUCUUUAUUUACAUACAAGAUAUACAUAUACAGUGGUACAACAUAAACGAAAUUAAUAACUAGCUUAAAUCUAAAAUAGGCCCUUGAGGCAUUGUACCAUGGAUGCUGGCGGCAUUUCCUCGAUGUAUCACAAUGUUGAUACGUUGUGCGAGGAAGCCGCCAGCUCUUCGGUUACCAGUUACGUCAACCAGACGCUUCGCGAUUUAAUAUUAAGUUAACUUAUCAAUACUCA
Messenger RNA from Cydia strobilella, 1409 nucleotides. RefSeq names its product SOSS complex subunit B homolog. NCBI's taxonomy places the organism in Eukaryota, Metazoa, Arthropoda, Insecta, Lepidoptera, Tortricidae. Gene Ontology annotation, cellular component: SOSS complex. Bases 182 to 706 code for a protein of 174 amino acids. Gene Ontology annotation, molecular function: DNA binding. The record is from RefSeq and is a predicted model, not a curated record. Gene Ontology annotation, biological process: mitotic cell cycle checkpoint signaling; double-strand break repair via homologous recombination; response to ionizing radiation. The transcript has a single exon.